Messenger RNA from Sesamum indicum (sesame), 1270 nucleotides. RefSeq lists its product as uncharacterized. Gene Ontology annotation, biological process: regulation of DNA-templated transcription; ethylene-activated signaling pathway. Gene Ontology annotation, molecular function: DNA binding; DNA-binding transcription factor activity. NCBI's taxonomy places the organism in Eukaryota, Viridiplantae, Streptophyta, Magnoliopsida, Lamiales, Pedaliaceae. The record is from RefSeq and is a predicted model, not a curated record.
UUAUAAUUUUUUUUAUUUUUUAAUUCAAUUAAUACAUUUACAAGUCACGUGUAUUAUUCAAAUGCUUGUUAGAAAACCCUAAAAAAAGAUUGUCCUUUUUUCUCAUUGUAUAUAUAGCUCUUCCCUUAUCAACUCUUUUUUUUCUUCCUGGACACGCUCUCUCAGUUCUUCCCACAGCUUGACUAUCACUGAAGAUAAGGGUUUUCUUUUCUGCGAUAGAAUCAAGAGCGAACAACGGUGGAUCCGAGACAUGGGAAGAGGCCCUUUUCAUCCAAUGAAUCGGAGGAGAAAGAGGAUCAUGUUGAUCGCACGGAGGAGCAGCCGCUGUUCUUCCCUAUUUACUCAGCUAGAUCCCAGCAAGACAUGUCAGCCAUGGUCGCCGUCCUCUCUCAAGUCCUCGGCCGCAACGAAGAGAACCCCCCGCCGCCGUCGGAGUAUUCCCUGCAUGGCAGUUCGGUAGCCCAGCUGCCUCACCAUCAGUCUUCCAGCGCACCCGUGAACAACCAACCCCAACAAGUUCAAGAACAAGGGAAUGCAAACGCAAGGAGAAGACACUACAGAGGGGUCCGCCAGCGGCCGUGGGGCAAAUGGGCAGCGGAGAUACGGGACCCAAAGAAGGCAGCAAGAGUGUGGCUAGGAACCUUCGACUCGGCAGAAGCUGCAGCCCUCGCGUACGAUGAGGCGGCCUUAAGAUUCAAAGGCAACAAGGCCAAACUCAACUUUCCCGAAAGGGUUCAGGGAAGAUCAGAGCUCGGAUACCUCACAACUCGACAAGAUUUACGUGUCGUCUCCGACUGUAGGGCUAACACUACAACUCAGGUUCCAGCUCCUCCUGCCCAAGACAACAAUUACCUCAAUCUUCAUCACUAUGCAGAACUCAUGCGUGGAGGACAUACCGGUAAUAUUUUGAGGUAUGGGAAUUCACCCAGUAUUAGUACUGGAGGAUCGACUUAUGUUUCUCAUCAGGGCUCGACGUCUUCUGAUUCGGUGCCUACGAUGUUGUCUUCUUCAUUACUAGCUUCUCAUCAUCAUCAUCAUCAGCAGCAGCAGCAAGAUUUUCUGGGGUAUCAGUAUCAGUCGAGUUUUGGGAGUUCUUCGUCGGGUUCUGUCGAAAACUGGGGAGAAUUCGACAGUGGUAAUAACACAAGAAGGUAAUUACGUGCGUAGAUUUCAUGUAUUGAAGCUUGUGUUAAUUAUUAUUACGUUGAUGUAAGGUUUUCGAAUAUAUGGCUCGUGAAUGUAGCCAAGAUGUUGGUGCCUUGUUUCUUUU